UCGAUCGCCGCCAGCGAAGUAAUUGGUGACAAUUUCAAGAAUGUUACGUCAAGGUGUCGAGAGUUGCAUAGGUUAUUGACGUUCCUUUGAGAAAUUGGAAUCUUCGGGCGGAAGAAUCGCUUAAAAGAGCGUCCGCGGUCUAACUUACUGAGGAAAAAUGACAACUGCGUUAUAUUUAGAACAUUAUUUAGAUAGUUUGGAACAUUUGCCGAUCGAGUUGCAAAGAAAUUUCACAUUAAUGCGCGAUUUAGAUGCGAGAGCACAGGGUCUUAUGAAAGAAAUUGAUAAGCUGGCUGAUGAUUACUUACGGAACAUGAAGAAGGAAACAGCUGAGAAGAAGAAGGAGCAGUUGAGUCAUAUACAAAGUCUUUUCAAUAAAGCUAAAGAAUAUGGGGAUGACAAGGUUCAAUUGGCUAUACAGACCUACGAACUUGUGGAUAAACACAUAAGAAGGUUAGAUUCAGACUUGGCGAGAUUUGAGGCUGAAAUACAGGACAAGGCACUAAAUAGCGGAAGGGCUCAGGAAGAGGGCAAUGCAAGCAAAAAAGGUAGAAAGAAACUGAAAGAAAAAGAAAAACGAAAGAAAGGAACUGCUGGAGCAAGUAGCGAAGAUGAAUCAAAGAGUGCUCGAAAGAAGCAAAAGAAAGGUGGUUCUACAACUUCUACGACAGCAAGCGGAGCUAUUGGCAGUGGAGCACAGGCUGAUGGUGGUACAUUAGGACAUCCAGCAGAUGUUCUGGAUAUGCCAGUUGAUCCAAACGAACCUACCUACUGUUUGUGUCACCAAGUUUCAUAUGGUGAAAUGAUUGGAUGUGAUAAUCCAGAUUGUCCGAUCGAGUGGUUCCACUUUGCCUGUGUUGGUCUAACUACAAAACCCAAAGGUAAAUGGUAUUGUCCAAAAUGUACGCAAGAUCGAAAAAAGAAGUAAAUAAAUAACAGAUGAAGAUCAUCAAUCGUCUUAGCGAAAGCCAGUCUUUCCAGUAUGCUACUUCUGAAAGUAGUUUGUUACCUUUUUGUGCUCUGCCAUGUAAGGCAAUCGAACUACGUAAAAACUAUGAGAGUUUAUACAAGUAUUUAAUAACUGCAUCUUCAUUGCAUUAUAAAACUAAUGGUCGCGGGAGCAAUGUAUCUAAAGGUACAGAAAAAAGAACAAACUUUAUACAUUUAUGUUGUAUGAAGUAUACAACAAGGUGAUAAAAAUUCAAGUUAAUAUAUUAAUUUAUUUAAGGUCAGUUUCUCGGAGAAUGUACCAUUGAAUUAGUGGUAAUGAGUAAAUAAUCAGGAACUAUGAUUGGUCUUGUAUGUUAGUUAGCUGUCUCAAAGUACAACAAUAAUUCUCUUCAAAAGAAUCAGUCUUUAACGUUGUAUAGAGGCUUACCGUUAAUUUUAGGUGUAAUGAAGACACAGUGGUCUCGGCUUAUCACAGAGAACAAGAAUUUUGAGAAUUGGCCAUCCGUUUAAUUCCCUUUAAAUCUUAUUUUAAAUAUCUCGUUCUAGUAAUUUAUUAUCCUCUUGACAUCGAACAAGGUUUUUACACUUUUUAUACUAAUUUAUGUGGCCGGUUUUUGAAUGUCUGUGAUCUGCCGUAUGCGUAGUUGUGGAAUAUUCUCCCACUGAGUAAUAAAGAACUACGAAUAACAUUAUAUUCUCUGACUAUACUAGUUAAUUACUGAUUUUAUAUUUUACGAUUGUAUAGUGGUAUCGGUUAGCAUAGGCAACUUUUGCUACCGGCAAACUAUGUAAUAUAAGUACAUUAUAAUGGUUAAUAUCAAAUAUAUUUGGUUUACAGGA
Molecule: messenger RNA, 1791 nt
Organism: Orussus abietinus
Lineage: Eukaryota; Metazoa; Arthropoda; Insecta; Hymenoptera; Orussidae
Gene: Ing5
Product: inhibitor of growth protein 5
Exons: 4
Coding region: 158-928 (256 amino acids)
Biological process (GO): regulation of DNA-templated transcription
Cellular component (GO): nucleus
Source: RefSeq, a predicted model, not a curated record